Dermacentor silvarum is the source of this 1293-nucleotide messenger RNA. RefSeq names its product keratin, type I cytoskeletal 9. NCBI's taxonomy places the organism in Eukaryota, Metazoa, Arthropoda, Arachnida, Ixodida, Ixodidae. The record is from RefSeq and is a predicted model, not a curated record. The transcript is spliced from 2 exons. Bases 319 to 1293 code for a protein of 324 amino acids.
GAAGGGUCCCGGGACAGGAACCGCUUCACCUCCGCUCCGGACGAUUGCGCCGGCUCACCGAUGAACGGAACAACUGGGCCUGGACGCGUUCUCGACAGGGAAAAGUCUGACUACUGGGGAUGGACGAGCCAGCCACUGCUGUUGUGAAGAAGAAAAGCCGCCAGGCUCAGUUCCCGCCGCGACGUCACAGGCGAGACAUCCUGCUCCGAGUAUAAAGACAAGCGCAGGUCCUGCUCUGGUCGGUGCACUAAAGAGCAACCCUGAAGCGGGACAGACGACAGCGGCUGGGCCGUCUACGUCGUCGCCCACAGCGUCGCUAUGGCUUCUCGCGGGAUUCUAACGGUGCCUUUCGGUCUGUACUUCCUUGUCUUACUCUGCCGAGCAUCAGCGUUGGAACUCGGAAGCAACCGAACAGACGUGACCCAUCAAUUUGGGCAGCUACCUGAUGGCAGCGAGCCUGAUAUCAAAGCCAUGGCAACGGGCUACGGUGGUCACCAGAGCGGCUACGGUGGCCACAAGGACCACGGCGGCCACCACUCGCACGGCCAGUAUGGCGGCGGCUACAAACACCAUGGCAAUGAUUACGACAACUACCACGGACAUCAUGGCCGUCAUGGAGGCGAGCAACACGGUCACGGCUACAAUCGCUACCAUAACGACCACAAUGGAAAAUAUGGUCACGGAGGCUAUGGAGGAAAGCACUACGCUAACGACCACUACGGAGGGCAUGGCAAGCAGGGAGGCAAGUACGGCAACGACCACUACAAAGCUCGGGGACACAAAAACUACGGCCACAAGAAUGUCUAUCACAAGGAGGACUCCGCGGACCACAGCCGCUACUACGACGACUACCACGAUGGGGACCACAAGAAAAAGUACAAUCAACACCACAACUACAACGACCAUCAUGCGGGCCGCCAGCAGCACGGACACCACCACAAGCAGCACCAUGACAAGUACCGUCAUGGUGACGACUCCCACAAGCACGGCCACGGUCAUUACAAGCACCACCAUGGAUCACAUGGCGGUCAUGGCAGAGACCACUACCGAGGUGGUAGCGGCCACAAGUACGGAGGUGGCGGAUACCACCGCGGCUCUCAAGAUCACUACGGCGGCCACAAGCACCAUGGAGGCGGUGGGCACGGCGGUGGGCACGGCGGCGGCUAUGGAGGACACGGGGGAGGCGGCGGCUACGGCGGUCAUGGAGGAGGAGGAGGAUACGCAAGCAACGGUGCACCCACAUACAUCAAGGUUCCCACGUCUGAAACGGGAUUUGCGGCGUCUUUUCGAUGA